Cokeromyces recurvatus is the source of this 616-nucleotide messenger RNA. RefSeq lists its product as uncharacterized. The transcript has 2 exons. Bases 136 to 411 code for a protein of 91 amino acids. Gene Ontology annotation, cellular component: membrane. Lineage: Eukaryota; Fungi; Mucoromycota; Mucoromycetes; Mucorales; Mucoraceae. The record is from RefSeq and is a predicted model, not a curated record.
AAAAAAAUAUAUAUGUAUAUAAUAGUAGUAGUUAGUAAUAAACAUUAUUCUUAUUCGUAUUCGAAUUGAUAUUCAUAUUAUUAUGCAACACGUGAAUAUGUGUAUUUUAAUAAUCACAUUAUUGAAUUCGGAUAAAUGAGUCCUUAUAGUAGUAGAGACAUUGCGCUCUUUUUUAUAGCCUUUUUCUUUCCACCUGCUUCUGUUGCUAUCAAGACGGGCUGUAGUGUUGAUUUAUUAAUAAAUAUUUGUCUUUGUGCAUUAGGAGCUAUCCCAGGUAUAAUUCAUGGCUUUUAUAUUGUUCACAAAUAUAAUGAUAAUGUUGAAGAUAUUGAAUCAGGUGGACUUCGCUAUGAAAGAGUUGCAGCUGAAGACCCCUCUAGAAUUGUAUAUGGUGCAACUAAUCCUAAUUAAUACGUUUUAAUGGACAACAAGUUAUAAAAUUCAAUGAAUGCAAAUAAAUUACUGUAUUAUUUUUGUUUUGUUAUAUAUAUAUAUAUAUAUAAUGAAAGCAGUGAAGGAAAAGGAGAGAGAGAAAGAAAGAAAAUGAUGUAAUUGAUUUUUCUAUUAAUCAAAUGUACACAUUAUUAUAGAUAAAUGUAAUAGUAAUCAUCAUCAC